Lactuca virosa is the source of this 2041-nucleotide messenger RNA. Lineage: Eukaryota; Viridiplantae; Streptophyta; Magnoliopsida; Asterales; Asteraceae. The record is from the annotation of a GenBank genome assembly.
CGUCUUCUCCAAAGUUGCCCCUGCUUCACUUGCUGCUUCUUGGCAGUGAAAAACCUUUCUUCUCAUACCCCAACAAGAUCCGACCCUUUUAGUGUUCGGAUCACUCCUACAUUUCCGAUUCAUUCUUCGGUUUUGGUUGAUCAUCAUCUCCUGAAAUGGCGGAUCUUGAGGCCCCAUUAGUGCGCCCCAAGAGGAAGAAAGUGUGGGUGGACUAUUUUGUUCAAUUUAGAUGGAUUCUUGUCAUCUUUGUUGUCCUCCCAAUCUCUUUCACUCUCUACUUCCUCACAUAUCUUGGAGAUGUAAGAUCCAAUUGGAAGUCCUACAAGAAACGCCAAGAAGAACAUGAAGAAAAUGUGAAGAAAGUUGUGAAACGUCUCCAAGAAAGAAACCCAUCAAAAGAUGGGCUUGUAUGCACAGCAAGAAAGCCAUGGAUUGCAGUUGGAAUGAGGAAUGUUGACUAUAAACGUGCUAGACAUUUUGAAGUUGACCUUUCUGCUUUUCGCAACAUUCUUGAAAUAGAUCAAGAAAGAAUGAUUGCAAAAUGUGAGCCUUUGGUCAACAUGGGUCAAAUCACACGUGCUACUGUCCCCAUGAAUCUUGCACUUGCUGUUGUUGCUGAGCUGGACGAUUUGACAGUUGGUGGGCUUAUAAACGGGUAUGGGAUUGAAGGAAGCUCUCAUUUAUAUGGUCUUUUCUCUGAUACUGUUGUGGCAUAUGAGAUUUGUCUUGCAGAUGGGAAAGUUGUUAGAGCCACAAAAGAUAAUGAGUAUUCUGAUCUCUUUUAUGCAAUUCCAUGGUCUCAAGGGACUCUUGGAUUUCUCAUGUCUGCUGAAAUCAAACUUAUCCCGAUUAAAGAGUACAUGAAGUUGACCUAUAAACCCGUUAGAGGCAACGUGAGAGAUCUCGCAAAAGGGUAUAUUGACUCUUUUGCCCCUGGGUUUGGGGAUGAGGACAAUGAAAUGGUUCCCGACUUUGUGGAAACCAUGAUUUAUAAUCCUCAUGAGGGUGUUUGUAUGACGGGUGUAUACGCGUCUAAAGAAGAGGCAAAGAUGAAAGGGAAUAAGAUUAAUAGUGUUGGGUGGUGGUUUAAGCCAUGGUUUUAUCAGCAUGCUCAAACUGCACUUAAGAAAGGGGAGUUUGUGGAGUAUAUUCCAACUAGAGAGUAUUAUCAUAGACACACGAGGUGUUUGUAUUGGGAAGGGAAGCUUAUUCUUCCAUUUGCAGAUCAAUGGUGGUUUAGAUAUUCUCUUGGAUGGUUGAUGCCACCAAAGGUUUCUCUUCUUAAGGCUACACAAGGUGAAGCCAUAAGGAAUUAUUAUCAUGAGAUGCAUGUUAUUCAAGAUAUGCUUGUUCCUCUUUACAAGGUUCCUGAUGCCCUUGAGUGGGUUGAUCGUGAGAUGGAGGUGUACCCCUUAUGGCUGUGCCCACACAGACUCUACAAGCUCCCAUGCAAGACAAUGAUAUACCCAGAGCCAGGGUUCGAACAAGAACGCAGACAAGGUGACACCCCAUAUGCCCAAAUGUACACAGAUAUUGGAGUCUACUACACACCAGCAUCAGUGUUCAGGGGUGAGGUGUUUGAUGGGGUUGAUGCAGUUAGCCGAUUAGAGACCUGGUUGAUUGAAAACCAUGGGUUCCAGCCACAAUAUGCGGUUUCUGAGCUUGAUGAGAAGAAGUUCUGGAGGAUGUUUGAUGCAGGGCUGUAUGAGCAGUGUAGGAACAAGUAUGGAGCUGUGGGGACUUUCAUGAGUGUGUAUUACAAGUGUAAGAAAGGUAAGAAGACUGAGAAGGAGGUUCAGGAGGCUGAGAAGGCUCAGUUGGAGACACCGUAUGCAGAAGUUGAGCAGGCGGAGUAGAUUAGGGUUUGAGAUUGUUUUGUGUUGUUUUGAUGUGGGUUCAACUUCUUUUUUGUUUCAGAUGUAGUUGUUUUCUUCUUGUUGAUUUUAGGUGUUAAUUUUCUUGUGGAUCUUGGUGUAAUUUGGAUUCUGUAAUGGAUCUUUUGGUCCAUUUAAAUGUUAAUUUGACCCACCACUGAGUUCAG